AUGAACGAUGCGAAGUUAACGUCACUUGAAACGCGAACGUGUCAACUGUUACCGGCACAUGAGAUAGGCGGUCCCGACACGAUUGAUGAUUUAACAACAGUCGGUUGGUCAUCAGAUUUGUGGGAUGAUCCCUGCCAAUCACUCCUCUUUGGUCGAACCGAGACUCAUUAUUUUUUGCGUGAACUUGACUUAGGCCUUGAUGAGGAUGACUUUAAAAUUCUUCGCAAAGAAAAAAUAGAUAGUAUGAAACGGGGACCUGCUAUGAAGCUUGAAAAACAAGCUAAAAUAUUUAAGGAGCAAACGAGGACUCUCAAAAAAGGCAAAAUCGAAUACUCCUGGCUCUUUCCAUCCCAAACACGCACUUUACAGUUCCUAGGGAAAGUACAUAUUAUGUUGAAAUGUAUUGGAUCCGUGAAUUGGUUAAGAAAAACCCAUGGAUAUGAAAUUACCGGCCAGUGGCAUCUCGAACAAGUUUGUGAUGACGGAGAUUACCGUCAUCUUUAUUGCGACCUAAUUAUAAAGAAACCUGAUAGUUCGCGUCUGGAAGCUCUUGAACUCUUGUAUACAGAGCAACUUCACCCCCAAGAAAUUUGGAUCGAACACUUGUCUCGUGAAGAUUUUGUUAUAACCAAUCUAUACUGGCCAUGUGAAAAGCUUCAUGAAAAGGGAUUAAAUGCCAUUCACUUCUGGCAUGAUAAAGAAUUUAAAAAUGCGAGGAUGAGUGCCAGACUUUGGGAUAUCAUUGGCAAGUUCUGUGAAAUUAUAGAUGAGUCAAUUCUUUCGGUUGUACC
Molecule: messenger RNA, 791 nt
Organism: Acaulospora morrowiae
Lineage: Eukaryota; Fungi; Glomeromycota; Glomeromycetes; Diversisporales; Acaulosporaceae
Source: the annotation of a GenBank genome assembly